GCCAGGCCUGGGCCAUAGAGACCAGGCCAUAGAGGCCAGGCCAGGCCAUCGCUCACCAGCACCGGCAUCUCCAUCGUAUAAUAUAUCUCUUUCCUGCCCAUGCCCAUGCCCACGCCCACGCCCAUGCUCUACGCUCAGCCCAUCUCCAUCCUAUCUUCUUCUGGAAGCAGCCCGCUGCGGCCCCUGAUCGACACGGGAGUCUCCGGCCGCGCUGCCCGUCGCCCACAUGGCAUGGGCAACGCCAACUUGACCUUGGCACACAUGGCGCAUGCCAUGGUCACACAAGCUACUUUUCAUCGUGCUUUCAGUGUUUAUAACAUACGCACACGCGCGCCUUGAAUUUCCCUACCUGAAAAUAAAAAGAUGCUGGCUGUCUUAGUUGCAUAGCAUACGGAUCCCCAUCACUGUGUGUGUGUCCGGGUGUGUGUUUGUUGUUGUGAGAAAAAUCCUUUAUGCCUUUGUGUGAU
This is a messenger RNA of Aplosporella prunicola CBS 121167, 467 nucleotides long. RefSeq lists its product as uncharacterized. The coding region runs from base 100 to 339 and encodes 79 amino acids. The record is from RefSeq and is a predicted model, not a curated record. NCBI's taxonomy places the organism in Eukaryota, Fungi, Ascomycota, Dothideomycetes, Botryosphaeriales, Aplosporellaceae. The transcript has a single exon.